AUGGCUAGGAUUUGGGAUAGAACCCCUGUUUACCUGGUAGGACUCUCUCUGGCAGGUGCGGGCGGUGUUCUUUUUGUUAUUGGUUUCGCCACACCCAACUGGUCAGUGUUUAGCUACAACAACGGAGAAGGUUUGGUCGAGAGUGGGCAAGGUCUCUGGCAGGCGUGCUACACUGACUACAGUACCACGGGCGUCACCGAUUGUAGCGCCAUUUAUCCCUUUGGUGUUACCAGCUCAAGUGUUGUCCAUCAUGUUGCCCAAGCUCUCGAGAGCAUCACGUUGUUGACGUUUCUUAUAUUUGGAAUUUUCGUCUUUCGCCACAACUUCACCGACGUUACCAGGUCAAAGGUCGUUUGUUUUAAUAAACUGAUCUCAUCGCUCGGAAUCAUUGGUGGUAUCCUUGGAAUUCUCGGCGCGGUGGUCUACAAGGCCUUUCCCAAGGUACCCGCGUCUUGGAGUUGGGGUCUAGUUCUUGCUGGAUGUGACUUGGUAAUCACUGGAAACGUCAUGAUGGCGUGCACCGCCUCCAAGGAGUAUUCAAGAUCCGUCGCUAACAAAGGCGUGAUUUACCAAACUUCCAAGACUUGGUAUCCACUCGAAGCCAAUCAGCUGCCAGUGUUGGUCGUGCCAACCACCAAUCACUGGAGUCAACAGGGUCAGUUGACCAAGUUUCCGGAAGUUUCUAAAAAAUCCGAAAUUUUUGUCCCGUAUUCAGAACUCCGAAACUGAUGCCAAAUAUCCAGAAAUGAUGCUAAAUAACCCGAAUUUGUUUUCAAAUUCAUUGUAAUUUUUUAAAAGU
Messenger RNA from Gigantopelta aegis, 799 nucleotides. RefSeq lists its product as uncharacterized. The transcript is spliced from 3 exons. The coding region runs from base 1 to 729 and encodes 242 amino acids. Lineage: Eukaryota; Metazoa; Mollusca; Gastropoda; Neomphalida; Peltospiridae. The record is from RefSeq and is a predicted model, not a curated record.